This is a messenger RNA of Oncorhynchus gorbuscha (pink salmon), 1586 nucleotides long. RefSeq names its product protein LRATD1-like. Bases 364 to 1206 code for a protein of 280 amino acids. The transcript has 3 exons. Lineage: Eukaryota; Metazoa; Chordata; Actinopteri; Salmoniformes; Salmonidae. The record is from RefSeq and is a predicted model, not a curated record.
CUGAAGCUUUUUGUCAGGGCGCACUCUUUUCUUUCUACAAGAGGGCAGAAGUGCACCUGGCUCUCUCUCUUUUCCCUUUUUAACUGUGGCUUUUCUGGCCUGCUCUCUCUCUCUCUCUCUCCAGCCCAGCUGUUUUCUCAACCUUUUGUCUUUCAGUAAACCAGAGUAGAUGCCUGGUUAAAGGCAUGGGAUAGGAUGAGCGCGACAGACCAGUGUUCUCGUCUUUCAAAAGGAACGCGGUUCAGUAACUGGAGAGUUGAUCAUUGACCUCGCUACGUGACUGUGGACUGUUUUCUCUGGCUGUGGAGUAUGUGAGUCUAGCGGACCAGUGCAGUCUACCGGGCACUGUGCGCACUAUUUUAAAUGCAAAUGCACCUUAUUCCAUGCCUGUCCUCUGUUGGGGCUUUGUCAUUGAUGGGAAACCACCUGGACCGGAUAACUCACCUCAGCUACAGCGAGCUGCCCACCGGAGAUCCGUCCGGACUGGAGAAAGAGGAGCUUAGGGUUGGAGUAGCAUACUUCUUCUCCGACGAAGAGGAGGAGGUGGAUGAUGGCGGAGGAGGCUACAACAAGGACCCCAGCCAGGAGGGCCCCGGGCCGGUCAGUGAGCUGGAGUACUCCGCAUUCUGCUCACAGGAAUGCAUCUUCUCCAAGCUCCGCGAAAACCAGGACUUGAACGUGUACUCCGCCAAAACAUUGCUCUCCAUGUGCAAGCCAGGGGACCUUGUGGAGCUAGUAUCCACAUCACAGGCACCUCACUGGGCUGUGUACGAGCUCAACGACCAGGUGAUACACCUGCAUGAGGGGGAGAUACGGAAGGACAGCCUGACUGAGAUAGGACGGGGCCGGCGUGGACGGAUAGUGAACAGCCGUUACCGGUUCCGACCGCUGCCCUCCGACCUGGUGCUGCAGAAUGCCGCCGGCCACCUGGGCCUACACAGCGGGGACAUCUGCUGGACCAGCUCUGAGAACUUCGCCGCCUGGUGUCGUUUCGGGAAGCGGGAGUUCAAGGCGGGAGGCGAGGCACACUCGGCAGAGCAACAGUACUUUCUCAAAGUGCACCUCGGUGACGGGACUCGGAAUGGACACGCGCACACGCUGGUGUUCCGUAGCCUGGAGGAUAUGAUCCGGGAGAGGAGGAGGGUAGACGCCAGUGGGAUUCUGAAGGAGCUGUCUUUAGGGGUCAGUGGCGGGAAGGAGGGAUGAUUAAUAUGAUGGCCUCUUCUUUCCUUUCAGAGAGAGAGGGAGCUGUUUGCAGGCUGCGUCAGUAACACUGGUGACACUGUAGGAGAGAGAUUGUGAAGUAGAAAAUAGACAGACAAACGUUCAUGUAAACAUUGACAACUGCUCUUGUUUGUUUGAGGUUUCUUUCUGCUCCGACAUGUCACCCUGUACCUUUUUAACAUAGCGCACGACUCCACUCGCUUGGUUUUUUUUCCUCCUCCCUCUGCGUUCUUUCUCUGCAUAAGGGCACCUGCUGCUGGUGGUGGUGGUGCUGCUGCUGCUGGUGGUGGUGCUGCUGCUGCUGCUGGUGGUGGUGCUGGUGCUGGUUCUAGUGCUGCUGCUGCUGGUUCUAGUGCUUCUGG